Molecule: messenger RNA, 183 nt
Organism: Theileria parva strain Muguga
Lineage: Eukaryota; Apicomplexa; Aconoidasida; Piroplasmida; Theileriidae
Product: mitochondrial ATP synthase F1 subunit epsilon
Exons: 3
Coding region: 1-183 (60 amino acids)
Biological process (GO): proton motive force-driven ATP synthesis
Molecular function (GO): proton-transporting ATP synthase activity, rotational mechanism
Source: RefSeq, a predicted model, not a curated record
AUGUGGAGGUCUAUAAACACUUCAUUUUCAAAGUAUUCUAUCGAACUGGCACAAUUACUUUGCAGAUGCCUCAAGGAUCCCUUCAGAGAUAAAGCUUUAGCACGAUAUAAACUCAAUUUGAAGCAGACAAAUUAUGUUAACGGAGUUCCACAGUCUCCAGAAUUCCCCAAAGAAUUUAAGUAA